This is a messenger RNA of Camelus dromedarius (Arabian camel), 1605 nucleotides long. RefSeq names its product N-terminal glutamine amidase 1 (gene NTAQ1). Gene Ontology annotation, cellular component: nucleus; cytosol. The transcript is spliced from 6 exons. Gene Ontology annotation, molecular function: protein-N-terminal glutamine amidohydrolase activity; protein-N-terminal asparagine amidohydrolase activity. Bases 236 to 862 code for a protein of 208 amino acids. NCBI's taxonomy places the organism in Eukaryota, Metazoa, Chordata, Mammalia, Artiodactyla, Camelidae. The record is from RefSeq and is a predicted model, not a curated record.
CUCCCAGCUUCGGCCACGGGCGCCUCAAGUUCCGCUCUCAGGGUUGCCGCGCCGCUCGCUUGCUCAGGCUCCGCCUACCGCGUCCCAGGGCCCAUCACCUGGGAACGCCUGCGGCCACCUAGGGCUGCGACUCUAGAACCCGAGCCUCUCGUGGUGUGCCGGCCCCUCCCCCGGAGCCCGCCCGCCCGCUGGGCAGGUCCAGUCUCUCGGCAUCAGGCCCGUGACCAGGCCCGCCAUGGAAGGGGAUGUCCCUGCCGCCGCCGCAACCGCCCACUACCAGCCGGCCAGCCCCCCGCGGGACGCCUGUGUCUACAACAGCUGCUACUGUGAAGAAAAUAUUUGGAAGCUCUGUGAAUACAUCAAAAACCAUGACCAGUAUCCUUUAGAAGAGUGUUAUGCUGUUUUCAUAUCUAAUGAGAGGAAGAUGAUACCUAUCUGGAAACAACAGGCAAGACCUGGAGAUGGACCUGUGAUCUGGGAUUACCAUGUUGUCUUGCUUCAUGUUUCAAGUGGAGGACAGAGCUUCAUCUAUGAUCUCGACACUGUCCUGCCAUUUCCCUGCCCCUUUGAUACUUACGUGGAGGAUGCCUUUAAGUCUGACGAGGACAUCCAUCCACAGUUCAGAAGGAAGUUUAGAGUGAUCCGUGCAGACUCCUAUUUGAAGAACUUUGCUUCAGACCGAUCUCACAUGAAAGAUUCCAGUGGGAACUGGAGAGAACCUCCUCCGUCAUAUCCCUGCAUUGAGACUGGAGAUUCCAAAAUGAACCUGAAUGAUUUUAUCAGUAUGGAUCCUGAGGUAGGCUGGGGAGCUGUCUACUCGCUGUCUGAAUUUGUACAUCGGUUUGGCAGUCAGAACUACUGAACCUUACGUCUGGAUGGAGACACAGGGAGAGUUCUAAGACAUGAACAGUCCACCUCUUCAUCUGGGACAGCAAAUGUUAUGGUACAUUUGGCUUAGAAUUAUGUUCUUUUUUUAAAUUCAAUUGAGUUGAAACAAGUGAACAAAGAAAUAAAUAGAGACAGUUUUUUUUUUGGAUAUGUCAGGUUGAAAUUUGAUGUAGUGUAUGUUUGCUCAGAUAUUCCUACAGCUCAUUUGUUAAAACACGUGAAGACUUAUGCCAGUAAUUGCUUGUGUUAUGAUAGACAUGUGGACUUUGUGUCUGUUUUGGAUGUCCAGCUAUACUGUAAGCUCCUUGAGGACAGGGCUUUGGCCCAUUACUCUGUGAAUCUUUAAUGCCCAUAAAAGGUGCCCAUAAAAUGUUUGCCAGUAUUUGUGCUUCUGCUUAAAGAGGGCUGACAUUGUGAGCUGAAUCAGCAAUAAGUAUUAGUCUUUUGGGACCAUUAUGUUCUUAGAAAAGAUUGCAGUCCUCUCAGGCUUAAGUGUUAUUUGGCCUAUUUAUAUAUGUUUUUAAGUAAAGUUGACGUAAAAGUAAUUUUGUUUUGAAGAUUAUGUGUCCCUCUUGAUGUUCUGGGAUACCCAAGAAUGUCUCAAUUGUAGAUAGAAACCAUUGCUUUAAAAUACACUGAUCAAUCUUCCUUCUUGAAGGUGUUUCGGAAAUUUGGCUUUCAUCAUAUGAUUCCAAAUAAAAGAUGUUUGGCAUUAAA